AGACAGUGUAGUCAUGAGGAAUAAAACUAAAGCCGCUUGGCAAGAAAUCAUGGAUACAUUUAUUUAUGAAAACCUGAACGAAGCAGAAAAAGCCGAAAUAGCUAAAACACUAUUGCAAAAAUGGAACAACAUUUUUGACAGUUUUGUGAAGAGUUAUAAAAAUAACUCUUAAGUCAGGCUCUGGUUUUAGGAGAAUAAGAAAGUACAUCUUCCACGAUCAGUUGCAAUUCCUUGCAAUAACAAUCGAACACAAUACUACAAAAUCCAGUAUUUCACAAGAAAAAAAUACAGAAACGAUGGCGCAACAGAAUGUAGAUGAUAGUAGCAAUGAAGGCGAUUCUCAAAUUGAUUAGGAUAUGAUCAAUAUAUCCAAUCCAAAUACAUCAACCGCUAAACAAACGCCAUCGCAAGCUUUACUUACAAAAAAGCGUGCCUCAGCACCAAAGAAACGUCAAGACGAGUUUGAAACCAAAGCGCUAAAGAUCUUGGAAAAGCCGGACAGCAUACCCACAAUCAGUGAAGAUAAAUCGUUUUUUGAUUCCAUUUUGCCGAUUGUAGAAAACUUUGAUGAAGAUGACAAACUUCAAUUUCGCAUAGAAGUUUUGCAGCUUGUACAACGUUUUAAACGAAAGCAAAAAUGUGAUGCUUUUAACAUGACUUCUGAUACCAAUAGAUCGCUACCUUCGUUUGUACCACCAGCAACUCAGUCAUACAGCCAGCAGUGGACACCGACAUACCAUACAUUGCAGUGUCCACAGACAAUAAAUACCACAAUCAAGUACGUCAUUUGAUCCAACUACAUCUCGCUGUGACAAUAAUCUUGAAUAUCCACAAUCUUUGACACCACAAUAGUUUAUCCAAUCUGACUUAACUACAACCAGAAUUUGAUUUGUUUAAUUUGUUCGUUAUGUUCCUUAUUUAAAUAUAUCUAGUUCUAAAAUCACA
Messenger RNA from Acanthoscelides obtectus, 945 nucleotides. Lineage: Eukaryota; Metazoa; Arthropoda; Insecta; Coleoptera; Chrysomelidae. The record is from the annotation of a GenBank genome assembly.